Racocetra persica is the source of this 150-nucleotide messenger RNA. Lineage: Eukaryota; Fungi; Glomeromycota; Glomeromycetes; Diversisporales; Gigasporaceae. The record is from the annotation of a GenBank genome assembly.
GUAACUUAUCUAUUCCGAAAAAUACUUGAUUCAACUCUUGGUCAUUUUGCAACAUCAAAACCACAAGAUCAAAAAAGAUAUAAGAAAAUUAGUAAAGAUUAUUUUGCUAUUCGCUUUGACUAUGAACCACCACCAAGAACCAAGAAAUAA